AUGGCCACCCAACUUACUCCCUCCAAACAGGCUGCUGCCUCUCUAGAGCAAUUCAAGAUGGAAUCACCAGUUAAGAAGCUGAGCUUCGAGUCUGGAAAAGAGAACUCCCCCGCCGUCGUUGACGCGUCCGCCACCACAUUGGUCAAGCCCGCAGAGAAGCCUACAGUGCAAGCAACCCCCAAGGUUGCUCCUAGUAUCAAGGAGAUGGAAGCAAAUGAGCCUCUUCUUCAGGAGAACCCUCACCGAUUUGUUCUUUUCCCAAUCAAAUAUCAUGAGAUCUGGCAAAUGUACAAGAAGGCCGAAGCAUCCUUCUGGACCGCCGAGGAGAUCGAUCUCUCGAAAGAUUUGCAUGACUGGAACAACCGCCUCAACGACGAUGAACGUUACUUUAUCUCGCAUGUCCUCGCCUUCUUUGCUGCCUCCGAUGGCAUUGUCAACGAGAACUUGGUUGAACGUUUCAGUGGUGAAGUCCAGAUUCCUGAAGCUCGAUGCUUCUAUGGUUUCCAGAUCAUGAUGGAAAACAUUCACUCCGAGACAUACUCUCUCCUCAUUGACACCUACAUCAACGAACCCAAGCAACGUACCUAUCUAUUCGAUGCUAUUGACAACAUUCCCUGCAUUCGCAAGAAGGCUGACUGGGCUUUGCGCUGGAUCUCGGACAAGGAGUCUACCUUUGCUCAACGCCUUGUCGCAUUCGCUGCCGUUGAAGGUAUCUUCUUCUCUGGCUCCUUUGCCUCUAUCUUCUGGUUGAAGAAGCGCGGUUUGAUGCCUGGUUUGACCUUCUCCAACGAACUCAUCUCUCGUGACGAGGGUCUUCAUACCGACUUUGCCUGCAUGCUCUUCUCCCACCUCAACACCCGUCCCAACCCCAAGGUUAUUGAAGACAUUAUUGUCGACGCUGUUGCCAUUGAACAAGAGUUCUUGACAGAUGCUCUUCCCUGCGCCCUGCUCGGAAUGAACUCUAAGUUGAUGUGUCAGUAUAUUGAGUUCGUUGCCGAUCGUCUUUUGGUCGCUCUUGGCAACAAGAAGUACUACAAUGCUACCAACCCCUUCGACUUCAUGGAGAACAUCUCUCUUGCCGGCAAGACCAACUUCUUCGAGAAGCGUGUUGGCGACUACCAGAAGGCUGGUGUCAUGAACAGCACCAAGAAGGACAAGGAAGCCACCACCGAGAAGAAAGAUGAAAAUGCCGGCGGUCUCAGCUUCGACGAAGACUUCUAG
Molecule: messenger RNA, 1221 nt
Organism: Talaromyces marneffei
Lineage: Eukaryota; Fungi; Ascomycota; Eurotiomycetes; Eurotiales; Trichocomaceae
Exons: 4
Coding region: 1-1221 (406 amino acids)
Biological process (GO): deoxyribonucleotide biosynthetic process
Molecular function (GO): oxidoreductase activity
Source: RefSeq, a predicted model, not a curated record